Messenger RNA from Ctenopharyngodon idella (grass carp), 5665 nucleotides. RefSeq names its product alpha-1A adrenergic receptor-like. Gene Ontology annotation, molecular function: alpha1-adrenergic receptor activity. The coding region runs from base 301 to 1800 and encodes 499 amino acids. Gene Ontology annotation, cellular component: membrane. Gene Ontology annotation, biological process: cell-cell signaling; phospholipase C-activating G protein-coupled receptor signaling pathway; positive regulation of cytosolic calcium ion concentration. NCBI's taxonomy places the organism in Eukaryota, Metazoa, Chordata, Actinopteri, Cypriniformes, Xenocyprididae. The record is from RefSeq and is a predicted model, not a curated record. The transcript is spliced from 2 exons.
GUGAAUGCAGGAGUGGUCAGAGGCAGUGCGCUGGAUCAGACGGGAACACCGGGAGAGACACUGCGGAGAACUCAGCCAACCAAGUUUGCGGACACGCACAUCUUCAACUGGACUUCCUACAAUCUUUACAAUUAUGGACUUUUCCUAUGUCACGCUUGUUGCGCAACAGAACGUACGGAUCCUUUGAAUUGGUCAUUUUCAUGUCUGGCUUUUUUUUUUCCUGGAAUACCGAAAUAACAAUUUGCGCAUUUGAAGGUGAAAACUGCUCUUACUUUGGUAUGGAGGCACUGCAGAGACAAGAUGAGUUCUGAUACAGAUCAUGUCGUGAACUUCUUAAGUAAUGCUUCCUCCGAACUGUCCGACGUGUCUAACUCGAGCUCCGCGGGAAACGGGACCGAACCGAGCUCGUUCAGACUCAGCCGCGCGCUUCCCCUGGGUAUGGUUCUGGGCGCUUUUAUUGUGUUUGCUAUCGUGGGCAACAUUCUCGUUAUUCUCUCCGUAGUGUGCAACAGGCACCUGCGCAUCCCAACCAACUACUUCAUCAUAAAUUUAGCCAUGGCAGACCUGUUGCUGAGCACAACUGUCCUGCCGGUGUCUGCCACGCGUGAAAUUCUCAACUACUGGGUGUUCGGGAGGAUUUUCUGUGACAUCUGGGCUGCGGUGGAUGUGCUGUGCUGCACCGCAUCCAUCAUGAGCCUGUGCGUGAUCUCCAUAGACCGCUACAUCGGGGUGCGUUACCCGCUGCAGUACCCGAGCAUUGUGACCGAGAAAAGGGCGCUCUUGGCCAUGCUGGGUGUUUGGGUUCUCGCCUUUGUCAUCUCUAUAGGACCUCUGCUCGGGUGGAAAGAGCCUCCUUCAGAGGACGACACUGUGUGCCUCAUCACAGAGGAGCCGUUUUACGCGCUCUUUUCCUCGCUCGGCUCUUUCUACAUCCCUUUAGCGGUGAUUCUGGCCAUGUACUUCCGCGUGUAUAUAGUUGCCAAAAGAACCACGAAAAACCUCGAGGCUGGAGUGAUGAAGGAGCACAUGGACUCGAAUGAGCUGACGCUCCGGAUCCAUUAUAAAGGCUCUCAGACGCAGGAUGACUGCAGCAAAGGCCACAUGAGGAGCUCGCUGACAGUCAAAUUACUUAAGUUUUCCAGAGAAAAGAAAGCUGCUAAGACGCUUGGUGUUGUAGUGGGCAUGUUCAUUCUGUGCUGGUUACCUUUUUUCCUCGCACUACCCAUUGGGUCAUUUAACACCAGUUUACGGCCUCCUGAAACAUUCUUCAAAGUGAUCUUCUGGCUGGGCUACUUCAACAGCUGCCUGAACCCCAUUAUUUACCCCUGCUACAGCCGUGAGUUCAAGCAGGCCUUCAUUCGGAUCCUCCGGUGCCAAUGUCAGCAGAGAAAACAACAGGGCUGGAGGGCGUACAACUACCGUGUCCAGAUGGGCUCGGCCAACCAGGCCUACACAGACACCAGCUCCAUUUGCAUGAAUGGCAGUCAGCAGACCCUGGCCCCAACGCACCCCAGCCCAACAUUAUUCAGCAGAGUUGUGGGCUCUCGUCCAGCAUCAGGACUUCUUCCAGGCUGGGCCCCCUGUACCUCUUCUUCCUCUUCCUCCCUAUCUGAGAGCCCUUUUCCUGGUAUGAUAAGAUCCAGCUCUAUGGCGACGAGUCCAUGCAAAUCUAACAGGAUGGCUUUGCUGUUCCCCAGUGGGCCCCAUUCCAAACGACCUCAGCAUGCCAAUGGACAGAGUGGGAAACGAGACGCAGAGCAUGAGGUGAUAUCUAGAAACACACCUGAGACUACUAUCUAGCUUGGUGUCAAUAGUGACUUACAUGCCAGUGAUUUCUCUGUCUUUCAGUUCUUUCUGGACUAAUCUGAUACAUUAUUGUAGAUGUGAAAUACAUUUGGCAUCUUGUCAUGCAUGUCUACAAUGUUUAAUUUGAGAGUUGCAGUAGCUAUGUAAGGGAUAAUGUACAGACAGCUGCUAAAUUAUUGCAAAAUUAACCCCAGCAAGGUGAUCAGGACGCAGACGUGAAUAAGUAAAUAAAUAUGUGGACGUGAUUUGAGAUAAUUAUUUUAUAAUUUUAUCUGCAUAUUGUCUUAAAGCUUCUGAUAACAAAAAAUAGUACAUUGCAAUGUACAAAUCAACUGACCUAGAAACAAGGACAACACUGUAACAAUAUUACAGUACUAUCAGUGCUUGAAAUGUGCCGGUACACGCCGGUACGUUCUCUAUUUUUACCAUUACCACCAGUUUUCCUUUCGUACAGGUGUUGUGCCGAAUUUCGACCCCCUGCCAAAUUAACCCCCUUGUUGAAGUCACUAUCUGAUUGCCUAAUCUUAACCAAAGACUAUAGAUAGAGAAAGACGGUUCACUCCUAUUACUUAUGAAUGAGAGAAACUGCAACACGCAAUAUGGCGGAAUACGUCCCGCCUUCUAUGUAAAAGAGAUAAUCGCUGAUUGAUAAAGUCAUUGCCUCACUGCAGCUGCUGUUAAAAGCUCUGAUUCCCGUAAAAACCUGAGGCUCACGCUUAGGACUGCACAUGUGCAUUGGCUUGUCUAGCCUGAAAAUUAAGCUUUUUAAUGCUAUUUGAGCAUAAGAAACAACAUUUUUGGGACAUCAUGUCAGAUUUUGUUACUGAUUUGAAAUAUGUUAUUUAAUUGUAAGUUCGCCAAGCAGUUUUUGAGAUUUCAGGAUUCCCCCAUUCAAAUAGAUAGGACUUGGUCUUGGAUGCCCGAAAUAGCUGCCUGGAGGUGUUGCAAAUAUGGCCGCUGAGUGAACAGACUUUCCUUAAAAGGGACUUUGUCUUAACCCCACCCCAAUCCUACCCCUCCCCCACCCCUACUCCUAAACCUACCAAUACUAGGGCGGGUAAUAAUCUGGCAGGGGGUCGAAAUUUGGCACAACACCAGCACUUCCGCAUGUACGGAAGCCCCCUGCGCCCUCCCUUCUUCAGUUUUGAAUUGAGCAUCGGGGGUACCGGCACUUUUAUUUUUCCACUUCAAGCAACAAGUACAAUAUUAACACUAAAGUCCUCUGAGGUCAUUUUCACCACAGAUCGGCAGCUAAGACGCAGUUGCGUUUGUGUAAAAUGAGAGACAGUGAGACUGUGUACAUUAAAUAUUUUGACCACUUUGCCAUACAUGAUGGGAAAUAUAGAGGGCAUUAGUGCCCGCCCACUUUUUCAGUAGCCUUGGUUCCGGAAGUAUUUUUCCUUCUAUUUUCCCAUAGGGGUUUUUAAAAAGUCUCUAUUAAAAACUUAUAAGCCAUGAACCAAACCAACCAGCUAUUAGGUGAAUCAUAACAUUACAAACUUUGAUUUGAUGAAAAUUUGAAAAUCGGACAAAAAGACAAAAGUACUUAACGGCUUUAGUGGGGGAAAGAACUACAAUACCAUGGCGCAUUGCAAACAGCAUAAUCGAAUUAAAAGUGAUGGGGAUAUAAAAUUAUAUUGGUUAUAUAUAGAAAUAAUAUAGUUUACAUUUAUUGCAAAAUAUGUAUAAUCAGUGUUGGAGAAAAUUACUUUUAAAAGUAAUGCGUUACAAUAUUGUGUUACUCCCAAAAGUAACUAUUUGUGUUACUUAUAGAAAGUAAUGUGUUGCAUUACUUUUGUGGUACUUUUUCUCACCUGUGCUGGACUUGGUUGUUUGUUUUUUAAUAACAAAAAAACUAAAGUUCUAUUUUUGCCAAAAGUAAAGGCACUUUCAUACCAAACGUGAAGAGAAGAAGUUCAACACUUAUUUCGCAAUAAAAAAAGAAAGAAACACAAAUGUAAAGUCAUUUUUGCUUAUAAAAUAUACAGUUCCCAAAAGUCUUGUGAAAAAAUAUUUAGUAUGUGUUUUGAGGCCUUUAGUUUGGUUGAAUUAGAUCAAAGGUCAACAGCAAAGAAAUUGGUUAAUAAACUGAGAUUAAAUACAUAAAGUAUGUGUUAUUUAACAUUUAAAUUUUUUUAAUAGUUUGCAUUUCACUGUUUUUAUUCAUUUUGAGGAAUACUGAAUCUGUUUUUGUGCAAGUGCGAUGAGUAAAUUCCUGGUCACAUUUAGUCUAGAACUACAAUAACCAUCAUGUUUACACACAACGCCUCUUCACUUCAUUUCUCUCAACAUGGGGAAAGGAGAGCUGUCAGUCUAUAAAUGAGAAAACAAAGUAACUUGUGUUACUUAUUUCAAAAAGUAACAGGUAUGUUGUUGUAAAUUUAAAAGUAAUGCAUUACUUUACUAGUUAUUUGAAAAAGUAAUCUGAUUACAAAACUCACGUUACUUGUAAUGCAUUACCCCAACACUGUGUAUAAUUAGUUUGAGAGUUUAGUGAGAUUGACACUAUCACGUCAUUCGCAGUGCUUCAUGGGAGCGGGCGGGCAUAAAGAGUUGUUUUGGCAUGAUUUGCUUGUUUAGAUUCUCUGAUUGGUGGAGAUUUCUUUGCAGAAUCCUAGGUAAUAUAGUUUUUCACCAGGAAUUUCAGGAAUUUACAAAACAGGUUGAAAUCAUGCAGGCUUCAACAAAAGCAUAUCAUCAAUUAACACGUCGUUGCUCACAGUAGGUCUGCCUUUACGUUUGUUAAAAAUCAAUUCCUAUAUGGGGAAAAUGAAUAGGAUUUUUACUUCCGGAACCUGACUGUUGCACUCUAUAAGGCUAUAUAGCAGUAUUUCCUUUUUAAUGAAUAUAAAAAAAUAACUUUGCUAGAUUUACAAUGUUAAUUGUUGCAGAAAUGCAUCAUUACAUUCUGUGAAAAAUCUGGAUUGGAAAUCUGGGGUUAUUUGAUAUACCAAAAUUUGCCUUUUAACAUCCAUAUUGUGUAUUAUUGUGUACAUACUGUUUUAAAUUUGUAGAAUAUGAAGAGUCUAUAUUUGGCCUGUUUGAUUGUAGUGGCUAUGAUAGUACCGUUUGCAUGAAUAAAGGGAUCAGCGCUGCACCUGGACUUGCUGUGCACAGCUGUGGGCAACACUGAUAAAACUCAGUAUGACUUGCUCACUGGUCUGUUCACCUCCGUUAUUUAUAUCCCUUUUUGAUCUUCAUGUUAUUCAGGUUGUGUCAGGUUGUGUCAGUUUUAUAAUAAUGCUUAUUGGCCUGGUCAAGAUUAUUCUGUUAGAUUCACAGUUAGAGAUAAAUCCAUGACGCCUUGUGAUCUCCAGUUCAAUAGGCGAAGGUGUUGAGGAUGUCAGGUGUCUAAACUGGUUUUGCUUUUGGGUCAUUACAGCACACUUUUUAACAAAUCAGUGGAUGGCAUGAAAAGCUAAUGUUUGACUGAACAAUUCAAGGCACAAACCAACAUAUUGUAUGUGCUGUGAACCAGGAAAUUGGAUUCUUUCAAGGUGCAAAUGUGAUAUACAAAAAGACUUUGUACUUAAUAUGAAAAUAUGGUCAUUGGUUCUUCAUUUCCAUUCGAUUACAACCAUUCAGUGCAUAUUUAAGGAAAAUAACUUUCAAUUUCAGCCUGAAUUUUUUGUGCAAAUGAAUUUUUUAAAGGAAACAUCAGUGCAUCAUUAGCAAAAGGAGAAGGUGUGCAUUUCUACUGGUAUGUUUUUCUCCUUCACAUCUUAUUUACUAAGUGGACCAUAUAAAAUUUGUCACCCUAUAUUUAAAGUGUUAUAUUGUGUGUUAUAGUACAUAAAGACUUAUUUUUCUUUCUCUCAAGACGUGCAUAAUGAAGAAAUAAAUCUAAUUUGUGAAGGUC